CAGGAGGCGAGUCUCGCCGCCGACCAACACUGCACUGGCUGCCGCGGCGUCCGACGCGUCUGGUUCUUCAGCAGACUGCAAGUUCGGCGAAGUUAUUUUGAGGGAAAAGUUUUUACUUGGCCCGACACCUGCGACCUUCCGUGAUGUUCUGCAGAAACGCUAGUUGGUUCAUCCGCAUUUUUGUGGCGGUGGUCAUAUGUAGUGGCUACAGUCGCCCAGUUUUAGUUACAGCAGCCCUAACAGCCGGACGAGUUCAUGAGGCUGAGGAGGUCACAGCCGUGGAUCUGGGAGCCCUGUUGGACACUGGGGACGGCGCUGUGCUGACUCUGCUGGCCGGGGACAAUACGCAGCUCGUUGCGCACAGGGCUAUUUUGGCCGCCAGGAGUCCUGUGUUUGCGGGGAUGCUCCGUCGUCUCACCUUAGAGGCCAGCAGCAGCAGCCAGCUCGCACUCUCGGACACAGACGGCCCUGUGCUGCGCCAGGUGCUGGCCUACCUCUACACCCUCCAGCCCCCACAGCUACCCAGCAUGGCGCCACAGCUGCUGGUCGCCGCCGACGUAUACGGCCUGUCGGUACUGAAGGCGCACUGCGAGCAACAGGUGGCCGCACAGCUGUCUGUCGGGACUGCAUCAGCCACAGGUGUUCUCGCCAUUAGGCAUUCCGCUAACAUGCUGAAGCAGGCUGCCGUCGCCUUCAUAAAGGCCCACUUGCUCCAUGUGAUAGCGACGCAGGGCUGGGCUGAGGCUGUAGUCAACGAUCCACAAACUGUUGCGGAGUUGGUUCACCUGAUUGCAGAGACAAGGACAGACACCAGCACGCCAGGCGCUGCAGAGAGCAGGACCGGCCCCUCCUCGCAGUCGCUCAGUGGCCACAGAGACGACGGCCGGAGCCCAGCCACAGCUGCGCCCCCCACCACUCCCCAGGCCGCCCCACAGCCUGAUGACGCCGCCGUCUCUCACCUGCGAAAUCUUUCUGGAGACAUGAAGGGAGAGAUGCUGAUUUCGGCCGCUAAGGAGGGGUCAGUGAGCAAGGUGCGAACGUUGCUGGCAGUGGGGGCGGACGUGGAGGCGAAGGACGAGAACCAGCGGACAGCACUGCACUGGGCAGCAGCCAUGGGGCACGAGGAGGUGGCGGCCCAUCUGCUGGAGGUAGGAGCAGGCGUCAACGCCAGGGACCGCUGGCAGAACACGCCUCUCCAUCUGGCUGCAUGGAAAGGCCAUGCGGCUGUGGUGCGGCUGCUGGCAGCUUCCUCUGCCGACCACAACGCCAGGGAUCAAAGUGGGAGCACGCCACUGCACGAUGCGGCACGGCGUGGCCGCGCAGAGGCGGCGGCUGCGCUGCUGGAGGCAGGGGCCGACAGGGAAGACAGGAAUUACGGUGGGGACACGCCGCUGGACCUAGCCGAGCGGAACAACCACCAGCACCUCAUAGACAUCCUAAGAUCAAGCUGAGUGUAGUGCAGACGACUAUGGACUAUAAGAAAUAAAGCUUUCUGUGUAACCUCUGCUACUUUUAAAAUAAACAGUACAGAAAAGGUAA
Molecule: messenger RNA, 1539 nt
Organism: Schistocerca gregaria
Lineage: Eukaryota; Metazoa; Arthropoda; Insecta; Orthoptera; Acrididae
Product: E3 ubiquitin-protein ligase MIB1-like
Exons: 5
Coding region: 144-1451 (435 amino acids)
Molecular function (GO): protein binding
Source: RefSeq, a predicted model, not a curated record